Messenger RNA from Saccostrea cuccullata (small rock oyster), 2464 nucleotides. Its product is annotated as protein white-like. The transcript is spliced from 20 exons. NCBI's taxonomy places the organism in Eukaryota, Metazoa, Mollusca, Bivalvia, Ostreida, Ostreidae. Gene Ontology annotation, cellular component: plasma membrane. Gene Ontology annotation, molecular function: ATP binding; ATP hydrolysis activity; ABC-type transporter activity. Bases 20 to 2014 code for a protein of 664 amino acids. Gene Ontology annotation, biological process: transmembrane transport. The record is from RefSeq and is a predicted model, not a curated record.
UUGAUUUAACCGUAGAGCUAUGGACAUUUCUGAGAAGAAACCCCUUCUAAGUGGAAUAAGUCAGAAGAGUUCCUUCUACAACCAUGAAAAUGGAGGCUUCGAUAGCCAAUUAGAUUGUCCAGAACUAGGAUCGAACAGAAACCGACUGAACAGCGCCCUAGAUGAGGAGUUGGAGCCCGUGACCUUGACAUGGAAGGACGUCAAUGUUUAUGCCUUACCAAAGAAAGGGGGAUGUUGCGAACGGGGCAAGGCCCAGCCCACCCCAAAACAAAUAUUGACAAAUGUCAAUGGUAUGAUUAAACCUGGGAAGCUGAUGGCGGUCAUGGGUGCAAGCGGAGCCGGAAAAUCCACUCUGCUAAAUGUACUCACCUACAGAAACAGAGGAACCCUAAUCUUACAAGGUGAUGUCAGGGUCAAUGGCGUGAUAGUGGACAAAACCAAAAUAUCCAACAUCUCAGCUUACGUCCAACAGGACGAUCUGUUCAUAGGGACGCUAACAGUCAGGGAGCAUCUCACAUUUAGGGCUUUACUUCGUAUGGACAAAAAGAAAACCAGAGAAGAAAGAUUAAGGAAAGUGGAAGAUGUAAUCCUUGAACUUGGUCUGACUAAAUGUGCUGAUACAGUUAUUGGGUUACCAGGCAGGCUUAAGGGAAUUUCUGGGGGAGAAAUGAAGAGACUCUCGUUUGCCUCAGAGCUACUUACCAAUCCUCCAUUGAUGUUUUGUGACGAGGCUACUUCCGGUUUGGACUCAUUUAUGGCAUUCAGUGUCAUACAAGCACUAAAGAGUAUGACAAAAAGUGGCAGAACCAUUUUGUGCACCAUUCACCAACCACCGUCAGAAGUCUUUGAGUUAUUUGAUGAACUGUUUCUUUUAGCCGAGGGGAGAGUUGCAUUCACAGGAUCAAUGCCUAAUGCACUCGAGUUUUUUAAAAGCAAUGGUCAUCCUUGCCCUGUAAACUACAACCCAGCUGAUCAUUAUAUUCUAACCAUGGCCAUCAUACCAGGAAAGGAAACAGACUGCAAGGCACGAGUUCAGAAAAUUUGUGACAAAUUCGAGGCCACAGAAGCAUCUAAAACAAUGAAAGAAGAGAUGAAUGGAAUGUGUGAUCACACACAAGUCUCCCAGAAAUUUAUCUUAAAUACCCUGAGUGAUUCAACAAGGUAUGGAGCCUCCUUUAUCCAGCAGUUGAAGUCAGUGUUCUGGAGAAGUUGGAUAACGAGUAUACGAGAUCCACUGAUAGUCCGGAUCAAGUUCAUCCAAACUAUUUUUUUUGCUGUGAUAUUAGGAAUCAUUUACCUGAAGACAGACGAUGAUUAUGCUCAGGACGACAUCAUGAACAUCAACGGAGUCAUCUUUGUUAUCAUCACAAACCUCAGCUUUAACAACAUCUUCUCUGUUUUGAAUGUUUUCCCAAUAGAAGUGCCGAUAUUUUUAAGGGAGUAUGGGACAGGACUGUAUGGCGUUGGAGUGUAUUACCUGAGCAAAACAUUAGUGGAGAUACCCUUCUUGAUCAUCAUACCUAUUAUAUUUAUGUCCAUACUCUACUGGAUGAGUGGUUUAAUUCAUGAUGGGUAUGCAUUUUUGGUGGCCACGGGUGUAGCUAUUGUGGUAUCAAACACAGCUGCUUCAUUUGGGUACGUGGUAUCAGCGGCCGCCCCAACAGUCACUGCUGCUCUGGCAAUAGCCCCAGCUCUCAUGAUACCGUUUCUGUUAUUUGGAGGAUUCUUCCUUAACAGUGGGUCAAUCCCUGACUGGCUUAUAUGGUUCAAAUAUCUAUCCUGGUUCUCAUAUGGAAACGAAAUGUUGGUUGUAAAUCAAUGGGAUGGUGUGAACAACAUAGCCUGUACGUCAAAUACGACAUGUAUUCCACGGGGUGAUCUAGUUAUCAGCAGCCUUAGUUUUGAUAAGGACAAUUUCUACCUAGAUCUUGGACUGCUCUUUGCUCUAUUUAUAGGAUUCCGACUGAUUUCGUUCAUUGUCCUAUUCAUUAGGGCGAGAAGGUCUUCAUCCUAAGACCUUUUUCAUUCAGUGCUUUAUACGUUGUCUUCUACUUUUUAAAAAAAAAAAUUAUUUAUUUACAUUUCUUUUUUUUUUUUGUAUGUUACAAUGUAACGUGUUAUACUGUCUUAUAGAAAUCCGCCAGACGUUGAAUCGUAAAUGAGUGAUUGUAGAGUUCAGAUGAAUGAUUAAUGAAUUUACCAGUUUCUGUUACUCGGUACAGUUUAACAAUUAUACAUUCACAAUCCUAUUUUCAAUGUGUACAGAAUUGAAUGGUUUUUUUAAUGUAUACUUUGAUACAUGACGUUCUGAAAUAUAUAACAAGACUAAAUAUAUACUGUAUAUGGGAUAUUACUAUUGACAUUGGAAUUUUUUUAAUGUGGUUUGUCACCUUUGAGCAUGGUCGUAUUUAAUUUGCUAAUUUGGCAAUUUUAAGGUUUCAUUGAUAAAAUUAAGGAAAAAAAA